CUGGCAUUAGUAACUAAUCCACCAAAUUCGGGCGAUUAGUGUACUAAUCUCGGCAAACAUGGCGGAAGAUUUGUCUUACUUUGCAGAGUAUGUGUAUGAAAACGAAAUAAUACAAAAUUACUUUCGAAUUCCACGACGAUUAGUUUGUGAUCGAUCCAAUCCUAUUGAAAAGCUUGACGAUCAACUGUUUAUCGAAAGGUAUAGGCUUUCUAAAAGAACUGUUAUACUUGUAUGUGACGAAAUCAAGCACCUCUUGCCAUCAUAUAAUACAAGAAGAAACCAUCCUAUAUCGCCUCUAUUGCAGUUAUUGAUCACUUUACGUUUUUAUGCCACUGGAAACUUUUAUCACGAAGUGGGAGAUCUGACUUCAACAUCGAAAUCAAGCGUAUGUAGGAUAAUUAAAACUGUAUCUAAAGCUUUGGGGAGCCUUUCAAAAAAGUACAUCGCAUUUCCAUCGACCAUGCUGGAAUAUAGAAAAGUCAUUAAAAAAUUUUAUGAUAUUGCUAAGUUUCCAGGUGUUAUAGGUGCUAUAGAUUGUACUCAUAUUCCAAUUUCAUCUCCUGGAACAAAUGCAGAAUUAUUUAGAAAUAGGAAAGGUUAUUUUUCAAUCAAUACCCAGGUAUGUUAA
Messenger RNA from Centruroides sculpturatus (bark scorpion), 628 nucleotides. RefSeq names its product putative nuclease HARBI1. The coding region runs from base 59 to 628 and encodes 189 amino acids. The record is from RefSeq and is a predicted model, not a curated record. Lineage: Eukaryota; Metazoa; Arthropoda; Arachnida; Scorpiones; Buthidae. The transcript has a single exon.